Molecule: messenger RNA, 1830 nt
Organism: Acanthamoeba castellanii str. Neff
Lineage: Eukaryota; Discosea; Longamoebia; Acanthamoebidae
Product: PH domain containing protein
Exons: 8
Coding region: 1-1830 (609 amino acids)
Source: RefSeq, a predicted model, not a curated record
AUGCAGCCGGCAGUCUAUCACUUCAAGUUCUGGGCCGACGGGAUCUACUACCAGCAUCCCGGCUGCCCGCUUCCCGAUAACUUCCCCGACGACUUUGUCGUUUCGUUCAACCUCCAGUUCGUGUGCAAGCGCAUUCGGCCGGAGCACGUGAAGAAGCUGAUGCACAAGUACGCCGUCAAGACGUGGGUGCGGCACGCCGCCAAGCGCGGCUUCGGCCCCAAACGGUCCUCCGAUCGCUCUGGCGGCCGCCACGGCCUCAAAGCCCUCACACAAAGCCUCAAGAAAGUGCCUGUCGCAGAGUUCGAAAGGCAACAGCCGCACCAGAAGAAGCGCAUCAUUUCGCUGCGACGCAAGAAGUCGAAGAAGAAGGACGAGCGGGCUGUGGCGGCGACGGCGGCGGCCUCAGGCGCGUCUCCCAAGCCGCGGUCCGGCUCGCGCGUGCAGCCUCGCCGCGAGGGUCCCUCGCUGUGCGAGGAGGAGGACAUCGACACCGCCUCCAGCAUCACCGACGACGAGGGCGACGAUGACGAGAACCUCCCACGCGACGACCUGCUGUCGUCCGAAGGCGUGAACGACGCCGAGGCCUCGCCGCCGCCGCAGCAGCAGCCGCUCGAGGACUUGACCAACGACGACAGCCCAGGCGACAAUCUCAACCAAGCGGCGAAGCGCCGAACAUUGUUCGCGGCCACGAUCGAGGAAGACGACAGCGACAACGGCGCGGAGGAGAAGUUCUACUCAGACUCGUCGUACUACUCGUCGUCGGAGGACAGCGACGCCACCGACUCUGGCUCUGACUCCGCCGGCUCCGACAAUGAAGACGCUGAUGAAAAGAGCGAAGCCGAAAAGAACGAAGACGAAGCCGAUGUCACUGUGAGCGAGUGCGAUGACAAGGACGACGAGGGCGAGGCGGCCAGCGAAGCGGAGACAACCGAAUACGAAGACGACGGCGACGAGGGAGAGGAGGGCGAGCGACCAAACGCCGGCGGCAAGGCGGACUCGGAGAACAAGAACAAAGAGAAGCGGCGGCGGCGCGGGGAGAAGGCGCUGUCGGCCUCGGAGCGGCGGGAGAAGCGGCGGACCAGGCGACGAGACGAGCUCGAGCAGCGGGAGGAGGAGAAGGAGGGCAAGCGACAGAGGAUGAAGCGUGGGCCCCUGGUCAGGCUUCACCCCAAGACCGUGCUCCCCGUCACCUUCUUUUGGCCUGGUCCCGCUCAUUCCGUGAAGCUGAUCUACAAGUCCUACUUCCACGCCAAGUGGAAAUCCAAGGCCAUGCAGCCCUGCUCGCCAUCCUCUUCCCGGUGGAGUGUGCGGAUAACGCUCCUGCCGGGCAUCUACCAGACGUGCUACCUGAUCGACGGCGAGCACUACUACGCCUCGCUCACCCGGCGCGUGGUCGACCCUCAGCACGUCCUCAGCGACUGCAACCUCUACCGAAUCGACGUCGAUACCAAGCCCUGGCUGGAAGCGACCAAGAAGAGGGGCCACCUGAUCAAGCAGGGCGGGCGAAUCAAGACCUGGAAGCACCGCUACACCACACUGCAGCACCACGAGAUCCACUACUUCCGCGACGACAAGGAGGAAGAGCCGAUCAACGUGAUCCCGCUGAGCAGCGUGGAGGGCGAAAUCGAGGCCAGCGAAUUGGCGGGCAAGAAGCGGGCGUGCUUCCACCUGCACACGCCCGGCCGUACCUACGUCUUCUCCUCCGCGAGCCAAGAGGAGAUCGAGGACUGGGUGCGGUGCAUCAACAGGUCGGCGUUCAUGCACAAGAACUGGGAGCGGGUACUCGCGCACUACCGACCGCCUCCGGCCACCUACCACAACACUGUAUAG